Messenger RNA from Momordica charantia (bitter melon), 1081 nucleotides. RefSeq lists its product as uncharacterized. The record is from RefSeq and is a predicted model, not a curated record. NCBI's taxonomy places the organism in Eukaryota, Viridiplantae, Streptophyta, Magnoliopsida, Cucurbitales, Cucurbitaceae.
UGACCAACACCCCGUGUCUCCGGCGACCUACAAGUAGCCCGUACGAAACCAGAUCUGUGCGGUCUUUCCCUUAUGUGAUUUCUACAGCAACCGCAGCGGUUCCCUCCAACGAGCUUCGUACAAUCCGAAUAGCAAAGACCCAUUUGAUUUUAUUAAGGGUCACUGGGUUCUUUGUGUUUAUGCUUCUAAUUUCUCCUCUGAGCAGGCUCUGUUGUGGGACUCUCUAGUGUCCAUUUGUUCGGCAUGGUCUGGUCCUUGUGUGGUGAUGGGUGAUUUUAAUGCUAUUCGGCACUCGUCUGAGGUGUUGGGUGGUAGUCCUGUUUUGACAGAUAUUGAGGAUUUUGAUGAUGUUUUGUUACAGGCCGAUUUGGUAGAGCCUCGUGUUUCUGAGUCUUGGUUUACUUGGACAAAUAAGCAUUUGAGGGAUGGUCUUAUUCUCAAGGGCCUUGAUCGUGUUUUGGUCAAUUCCGCUUGGUUUGGUUCCAUGCCUGUUUUUGAGGUUCAGGUUCGUGAGUGGGGUGUCUCUGAUCAUUGCCCUCUUGUUUUUCUUGUUGGUGCUGUGGUGCCUCGGUGCCGGCCAUCUUUUCGAUUCUUUGACUAUUGGGCUGCCGAUCGCCUGUUAUUGUCAGUUGUUCGGGACACGUGGAAGGUUCAUUCUCAGGUUUCUCCUCUUGUGAGUUUUGGUAUGAAUCUUCAUGCUUUGAAGCCUGUGUUGCGUCGUUUCGGUCAUCAUAUUGAUACUAUCCAUAAGAGUCUGCAGGAGGCACGUGCUCGUAUGCUUGCUGCUCAGGCUUUACUUUUGAGUGACCCUUCUUCGAUAGGUGCUCAGGAGGAGGAGAGGAUCCCUAAGAUCCCCAAUCCUUCGGGGUUAGGGGAUUUCCGCCCUAUCUCAUGCUGUAAUGUGUUGUAUAAGUGCAUUACGAAGCUUUUAGCUAAUCGGUUGAAAGUCUGGCUCCCCAGGUUUAUUAGUCAAAAUCAGUAUGCUUUCGUGCCCGGACGUCGUAUUGUGGAUAAUAUUUUGCUUUGUCAGGAGCUUGUUGGGGGGUAUCAUCUUAAUAAGUGAAGGGAUGUGAAUCCCGGA